ACAUACACACACACACACCCGAGCCCUGUUCAUCCGGCCCCCUGUGCAAGAUCAGCCCCUGCCAAUGCAACCGAGCCAAGCGCCCAUGGAACUGUAGGCGGGAAGCAGCAGGUACAGGCAGGCGUGCCAUGGAUUGCACCAUCAAGGUAAGUUCUGGAGAUGUUCCUCCAUCUUCGUCAGCAGCUGGCUCCCUGGCCCCCUUCUCUGUCUCAGGCUUGCACCAAGCUGGUCUCUGGUUCAGUUCCUCUCUCUCUCUCUUUCUCAUACACACCCGGCUCCAGAAACAGGGGCCCCCUCCGCUCUUUCCUUCUGGUACAAAAAAAUUUCCUCUUCCUUCCCUUUCGCGGCGGUUGAUGUCUCUGAGCUCUUAAAAAACCCAAACCAAACCACCACAAGAGACGCCUUGAGCUCUGAAUGGGAGAGUUCCCUUCCACUGCACGGCCUGACCAGCCGAGAGAUAGAAGAUGGGGGUGAAAUGGGGGACCCUCCACAAAAAACUGUCAUGCAUGGAGACAGUCCUCUCCGCCAUAUCAUCAUGGUGACAGCAGGAAGAGGAUAUUCCUACAGGGGUGCCUGUACUGGCCUGCCAAACCCCAAGAAUUUCAGGGAUGGAGUCCAAGUUUUGGGGUGCUUCAGCCUCCCCCCCAAAAAACUGGAGGUACUCCUCUUCAUAAAAGGUCAGUUCAUUUUUCCUUUUGCAUUUCAGGGGUUAUCAGCUUGUACACUGGUUUGCCUUUCCCGACUUUACCUUUCUCCGUGAUCUUUUAAUUUUUUAAUUUUCCUUUCAACCGCAUAUUCACGCAGGUCCAUGGAUGCUUUUAGGGCUUUGCAAAUUCUUUCUCUAAGCAUCCACUUCCAUUCACAACCCUGUCGCAUUAAGAUGUGCUUUUGUCCACCAUGGGUGUGUUCUUGGCAAAACCAGCGGAUCUUUUGAUUUGGUUUGAACCCUUUCAGGUUGUUUGAGACUGAAUGUGUUUCUCCAACCACCCAAAAGGCAUGUAUUUAAAAGAGGAGAGAGAGAAAUGAAGCUCUUGAAAGAUUUGUAGUCAUUUUUGGUUUGGCAUUGCUGUCUCUAUUGGUGGGGGGGACAUUCUGUGUUUGGGCUGGGUUGUAGAUUAGUACCGGACUGCUCUAGUUUUCAAAAACAAGGAACACUGAGCCAUUUUUGUUAGGGCUGGAACCUGGCAGGGUGGAAGUAAGAUUGGGCACCUCCUGAACGUGGACCCAGACUCUGACAAGGUCAGCACCGGCAGUUUCCCUUUGACAUUAUUCACUGCUUUGUGUUGUUGAGACAGUUUCAGCAAAUAUUCAGUUAGUACGCCGCCACCCUGCCUCUUCCAGGUUAAAGAGGCCACUGAGCCUGAUGUCUUGCUUUACAAAACCCUGGAGCCAAUGGUGCUGAUUUUGCAUCUGUCCCAAGAGCCCUCUGGGAAUGUUGUAGUUUGAAAUGCAAGUUAAUUUACAUGUCUUGAGUAGAGGCAUCUCACUCCUCUUCUAAGGUGACUAUCUUUGCGAUGUUUGAUGAGAGUUCCGUAGGAAGCAAUCUGUGGCCAUUGAAAGGGUGGAUCUAUUUUGGGGUUUUUUUAAAAGCUUAGGGUACAAUUUUAUUUUUUAGGAUUUUAAAUGGUGUCGCUAACUGACCAGGGAGGAAAAAAAGAGGACCUAAUUCCUUGCUCCUGUUUCUUGAUUGGCUGAAGUAAGCAGGAAAUAAAAAUGUUCACCUGCUAAGGUCUCUGGAUCAAGCUGCUGUUAAGAGGCACAGAGAAAGAAUGGCCUCAGGGAUCAUCUAUUAAAUAUGAAAUGUUUUCAAACGGGGAAAGUAUAAGCACUGGUGCCAAGGGAGCAUUUUCAGGUAGAGUCCUAGUGGUAGGCCAGAAUAUUUGGUAAAGAGCACGAUUCAUGGGUCAAGCUCACAACUUGUUUUCCCUUUUACUGACUCUGCCCCUGCGCCUUUAGAAGCAUCUUGACCUACACAAAACCAUGGGGGAAAUUCUGCAUGCUUAAUUUGCCUAUGCCAAACUUCAGUUAAACAAAGCAGUGGGAAACCUGUGGCUCUCCAUACAGUUGAUGGACUCCAACUCCCAUCAGCCCCGGGGCCAGGGAUGAUGGGGGUUGUAGUCCAGCAACACCUUGAGGUCCCACAGGUAGAAAUGGCGACACCUGUAUAGCUGUCACCUAGAAACCGAAACUUCUGCUAAACCGUGGGUUCACUAGUCAAGCUGCUAUGUCUUUGCUUUACUCCCUCUUCGCUUUCUUCCAGAUUUUGGGAGACUAAUAUUUGGCUGGUUUCUUUGUUUAUUUUAUGAUGAUAUUUACGUCUCAACUUUCCAUCAAAUAGCUUAAGCUGGUGUAUGUGGUUCCCCAUUUAAAGUUCACAAGAACCCUGCGAGGUAGGUUAGGCCUUGAGAAAGAGCAACUGGCCCAAGGUCACUCAGUGUGCUGGGUAGGGAUUUGAACAGCUCUUAGUGUGACGCUCUAAUCACUUUGCCAUGCUAGAUCUCUCAGGCUGCCUUCAACAGGUGUAUGUCGGGCAGAAAUCCAACAGGAGAAGCUUUCUCCUCACAUGGAGGGAUAGGGAAAGGCUUCAUUUAUUGGAAGAAGCCUGUGAUGCAGCUGUUAAAAAGUCCCAGGGACCAUUAUAGGGGGAAGUAAGGCAGCCAGGCUGGAUGGCAGUUGUCCCAUAUUAAUUAAGAAUGAGUGCUAGGGUGCGAUCUGGUGUAUAUAACACACCAAAGCCUGUCUAGAUCACUGUCUCCUAUAACAGAGGUGAUAAAGGAUAGAGAUACACACCUCCACACACUUUUGCUUCUCGCUACCCAGAAAGAAACAAAGAAACCUUGGAUCCCUGCUGGGUACGCACCACACAUUUAAAGCCCUUUGCUCCUCUCACAAAAUCCUGGGAACAAUAGCUUACCCCUCACAGAGCUACAAUUCCCAGCAGCCUUAACAAACUACCAGUACACCCUAAACAGACAACAUUUUGCGGGGGGCGGGAAGCCAUGUGCUUUAAAUGUAUGGCAGACAAGGGUUCCCAAUUUUAAUUUAUUUCAACUAUACCACAGACGGCCAGUUCACGCUGGUCCGUUGGCAACCUUUAGCAAGCUGCUAUGCUAUGCUUGAUUUGGAGUGGGAAGGUACAACAGUUCUCUUUUAUCAUUCUAGAUCAGAUCUUUAAAAAGCAAAAACAAACCCACAACCUGUUAAUUUGGGCUGGGGGGCGGGGCACUGCCAGAGGAGCAUGUUGCUGUUUAUGUGGUAAGGAUCCUAGCGGGUUCAGCAUGUGUACAUUUACCCGAUAUAAGAGAAAACAAUAGCUGGGGGAAGGGAGGCCUAGAAGUAACAGCACCCCCCUCUCCUCCAAUAUUCAGGAUUUCGGUAGCCAAACAGGAAGCUGUGCCUCCACCGCUCCCCCCUGCCCUCCAGCUCCAUCCUUUAUUACAGAAGAUAGGAGAGCUAUUUAAAGCCCCCCUGGCUUGCAGGGCAGUUCUGAGCCUCGGGUCCCCAUCAGGCAGGCCUUAUCAGCAACAGCAGAGGCUUCCGGCUUUGCGGCCUCAGACUUCCUGCCUUUGCUUCCUGUGUUAGCUGUCCCACCAGCAACAUCGAGCUACCAUGAUUGUCACACACCCCCUUACACCCCACCCCACCCCCUGCCUGCCCGCCCUGCACUCGCCACCAUCAUCACAACCACAUCAGCCAGACCGCCUCACGUUUCAACAACACACGCUGGUUUUUGUGCAGCGCAGAAUCUAGGCUUGCUGUUUCUACACUUUGACAACACUGUUAGGAGUUUGAGGGUGCCAGAAACCCCUCUAAAGCCUAGAUCAGGGGUUCCCAAACUGUGGUCCGGCAGUCCACAAACUUUUAUUCAGGUAGUCUGUGGUGUCUCUGUAAAAAAGACAAUUAAAAGUCACACAGCGUUUACUCCAGCACAUUACAGUUGCUGCAGCAGGCAGAUAAACCAUAACUGGCCCACGAAGACCCUCGGCAAUUUCCAAGUGAUCUCGGGUGAGGUGGGGAAUGGGAACUAUUGCCCUAGAUCCAGCAAGUGUUAAAAUCCAAUCAAGUCACUCUAGCUUUCUGAACGCCUGGAUCCAGCUAGUUUCCUGUGUUGAGGCGAUUGCCUAGGUGAUGGGCAAUUAGGAGAACAACGGAUUAAGGGGCUUGGUGCGAGACAAUAACAGACAAAAGCCAGAGUCUGGAAUAGAGUUUUGGGGGCUGUGAUGUCAACUACAAGUAAAGCAGCACGCUGUAGAAAGAAUCAGAGAGCAAUGUUUGAUUUCUGUUUGAAUCCAAGGCUGCGGCAGUGGGAGAAGCAAGACUCUUUUGGGGUGUUCAUGCUGUGAACCCUUCCAGCUCAGGCUGUAUGUGUAAAUAGACCAUAUAUCCCGACGGCACCACGGUCCCUGCUGCGCCUCAGUCCUGGGACCCCUGAAAUGUCGCACCGCUCGGAGAUUGGGGUUUUCGUGCAACAACAGUGAGAGAGAUGGACCAAUGGUUCUGACACAACACAAGGGAGCUUUCUGUGUUCCUAGUCUUACACACACACACACACACACACACACACACACACACACACUUGCAGCACCACCUACAAGUUUUUGGCUAUGCCUUGCCUGGGCACACCUCCCUAAGUGAGUCUACCUCCUAGUUACAUCAGGUCCAGGGAGCUAUUAUCCAUGGGGCACCUGUGGGGUUGUGGGCUCUCGGCAGAUGCCCCACCAUGCUGGGCCUUGGCGCCAGUCCUGCACAUGCGUACCUCACAAAUCUCCACCUCCUCCAGGGCUGGUUCUAGGUUUUGGAAUACCCCUGGGCAAGAUGCUCUCAUUGUCCCCCUAACCCCCUGCAGUGCAGCCGCCAUCUCCUCACCUCUCCCUCUGAGCUCAGUUCACACACCCUGGCCAAAAGGAAAUCACAAGGCAUGCAGAGAGGCGACUGCUGCUCCUCUUCGCCCCUCUCACUGCUGAUUCGCUUGGAGAGAAUAGCUAAACGUGCAGCAACAGUGAGCGUUGAGAGCAGCAGGGCAUUUCAGUGACUCAGAACGGGGUCUAUAUUGAGACAUGGUCCUCAGCAAGUGCCCAACAAUGCCAAUAUAGCCCCCCCCCCCAAUAUUAUCUGGUUAUUUGUUCUGCAACUGCGCUGCUGUUCAUCACCAUCGGUUCUGGCCAACUGCAGCUUCACUAAGAUUUGCCCAGGGUUUCAUGGAUAUGGGUGUUUUGACAGGUUGGGGUUCUUGUUUUUUCCAUGUAAAAAUCAGAUUUUAAAAAAAGAGAAAAAUCAAUUUGCCACUGAUAUUAUGCUUUUUGCCGUGAAGGGGGGUGGGGAGGGGAGACAGGCUCUGAUCCCUUGGGAUCAGAUAAAAAUGUAAAAACAAUUAAAAAGUUGCUUAUUCUAAGAGGGUGGGGAACCUCAGGUCUGGGAGCUAUAUUAUUAUUAUUAUUAUUAUUAUUAUUAUUAUUAUUAUUAUUAUUAUUAAAUUUAUAUACUCCCCCAUCUGACUGGGUUGCCACAGCCACUCUGGAUGGCUUUCAACAAAUUAAAAACAUUAAGCACAGUAAAACAUCAAACAUUAAAAACUACCCUAUACAGGGCUGCCUUCAGAUGUCUUCUAAAAGUCAAAUACAGUAGUUGUUUAUUUCCUUGACAUCUGAUGGCCCUCCCGACCUCUUUGUUUGGCCCUUGGGACUCUCCUCAGGGUAUACACCCUCUCAAGGCCUUCACCAGCCCUGCCUUGCACCCUUCUUGAGUGUUUUUUUAAAAAAAAAUAAAUAUUUAUUAAAGUUUUCACAAUAUUACAUAAUGAAAAAGAAAAAAGAAAAAAUACAAAAUAAAAAACAGUUAAAAACAAUUCCAUCUUUUUGUCACUUAUCUUUCAUUUGCUUGUUUCCCGGACCUCCUCAUACCUCCCUUUUUUGUAUUCCAGUUCAAUUUAUUAGUUCAGCAAUUCCUUUCCCUCCUUAUUUUAUCCUGAUCCUUAAUCUUAAUAUAUUAUAGCAUUAAAUUUUUACCUGUUAAAAAUCCAAUUGUUUCAUAUUCUUUUAUACCAUUACAGCUAGAAACCACUUAACUUCAAUCCAACAUCAUUCUAACAUUCGUUAAUUUUGCAAUAUUUCUGUAAAUAGUCUUUAAAUUUCUUCCAAUCUUCUUCCACCGACUCUUCUCCCUGGUCUCGGAUUCUGCCAGUCAUUUCCGCCAAUUCCAUAUAGUCCAUCACCUUCAUCUGCCAUUCUUCCAGAGUGGGUAGAUCUUGUGUCUUCCAAUACUUUGCAAUGAGUAUUCUUGCUGCUGUUGUGGCAUACAUAAAAAAAGUUCUGUCCUUCUUUAACACCGAUUGGCCGACUAUGCCCAGGAGAAAGGCCUCUGGUUUCUUCAAGAAGGUAUAUUUAAAUACCUUUUUCAAUUCAUUAUAUAUCAUCUCCCAGAAAGCCUUAAUCCUUGGGCACGUCCACCAAAGGUGAAAGAAUGUACCUUCAGUUUCCUUACAUUUCCAACAUUUAUUAUCGGGCAAAUGGUAGAUUUUUGCAAGCUUGACUGGGGUCAUGUACCACCUGUAUAUCAUUUUCAUAAUAUUCUCUCUUAAGGCAUUGCAUGCCGUAAACUUCAUACCUGUGGUCCAUAACUGUUCCCAGUCAGCCAUCAUUAUGUUAUAUCCAACAUCUUGUGCCCAUUUAAUCAUAGCAGAUUUCACCGUUUCAUCCUGAGUAUUCCAUUUCAACAGCAAGUUAUACAUCUUUGACAAAAUCUUAGUUUUGGGUUCUAACAAUUCUGUUUCUAAUUUUGAUUUUUCCACCUGGAAGCCGAUUUUCUUAUCCAAAUUGUAUGCCUCCAUUAUCUGAUCAUAAUGAAGCCAGUCUCGCACUUUGUUUUUUAGUUUUUCAAAACUCUGCAAUUUCAAUCUAUCUCCAUCUUGUUCCAAAAUUUCCCAAUAUUUCGGCCAUUUGACCUCCAUAUUGAGCUUUUUCAGAGCUUUCGCUUCCAUCGGUGACAGCCACCUUGGGGUUUUAUUUUCCAAUAAGUCCUUGUAUCUUAUCCAAACAUUAAACAAUGCUUUCCUGACAAUAUGGUUUUUAAAUGCUUUAUGUGCUUUGACCUUAUCAUACCACAGAUAUGCAUGCCAUCCAAAUACAUUGUUAAAACCUUCUAGAUCCAAAAUGUCAGUGUUUUCAAGAAGCAGCCAUUCUUUCAACCAGCAAAAAGCUGCUGAUUCAUAGUAAAGUUUAAAGUCUGGCAGGGCAAAUCCACCUCUUUCCUUUGCAUCUGUUAAUAUUUUAAAUUUUAUUCUAGGCUUCUUGCCCUGCCAGACAAAUCUAGAAAUAUCUCUCUGCCACCUCUUGAAACAGUCCAUUUUGUCCACAAUUUGCAAUGUUUGAAACAAAAACAACAUUCUAGGCAAUACAUUCAUUUUUACCGCAGCAAUACGACCCAGCAGUGAAAGCUUCAAAUUUGACCAAAUUUCUAAAUCUUUUUUCACUUCAGCCCAGCAUUUUUCAUAGUUGUCUUUAAAUAAAUUCCCAUUUUUUGCUGUCAUGUUAAUCCCCAGGUAUUUAACUUUCUUAACCACUGUUAAACCUGUCUCAUUCUGAAACCUCUCUCUCUCCAUUGGUGUUAAAUUUUUCUCUAAAACCUUAGUCUUUAACUUAUUCAAUUUAAAUCCUGCAACUUGACCAAAUUCUUGGAUCAGUUCUAAAACCCUUUUGGUACUAGAUUCUGGCUCCUGUAACGUCAAUACUAAGUCAUCUGCAAAUGCUCUCAAUUUGUACUGUUUGGUUCCGACCUGUAUACCUUUAACCAACUGGUCCCUUCUUAUCAUAUUCAACAGAACCUCCAGGACCGAUAUAAAAAGCAAUGGGGAGAUUGGGCAACCUUGUCGUGUCCCUUUUUCUAUCUUAAAUUCUUCCGUCACCACAUUAUUUACAAUUAAUUUAGCCUUUUGUUCAGAAUAUAUUGCACUUAUACCAUUUUCAAAACCUUGGCCUACCCCCAUACCCUGUAAGUUUUUUUCAUAAAAGUCCAAGAAAUGUUGUCAAAAGCUUUCUCCGCGUCUACAAAUAUCAAAACUGCUUUAGUAUUUAUGUUCACUUCUAGUUUUUCCAAAAUAUCAAUUAUAUUCCUCAAAUUGUCAGACAAGUGUCUUCCCGGGAGAAAGCCCGCUUGGUCUUUAUGAAUCUCUUCUGUCAACACUUUUUCAAUCUCUUGGCCAAAAUGUCUGCAAAAAUUUUGUAAUCCACAUUGAGUAAUGAUAUGGGGCGGUAGUUCUUAAGCUGCGUCUUUUCAGUCUCUGUUUUCGGUACAAGUGUGAUAUAUGCUUCUUUCCACGACUCUGGUGCCCUUUUCCCCUCCAUUAUUUCGUUACAGACCUCUUUCAAAGGUUGUACUAGCCAUUCUUUUAAAGAUCUGUAGUAUCUAGAAGUCAGUCCAUCCGGUCCUGGAGAUUUACCCAAUUGCAUAUUCUGAAUGGCACCUUCUAUCUCCUGUUCAGUUAUUUUGUAGUUCAACAUUAAUUUAUUUUCUUGAGAGAUUUUUUGUAAUCCAUUUGUUUUCAAAAAUCGAUCUACGUCAGUUUCUUUCUGUGGCCCUUGUGUAUAUAGUUGUUUAAAGUACCUCUGGAAACAAUUUCUAAUCUCAGCUGGGUUCUGUAUAUUCUUUCCUUCCACUUCUAAAUUUGUAACUGUAUUUAAUUUUUGUCUUUUUUUCAUUUGCCAAGCCAGCAAUUUCCCACAUUUAUUAGCCGACUCGAAUGUCCUUUGUCUCAUUUGUUUAAUUUUCCAUUCUAUCUCCUGAUUCCUCAUUUUCAUAUAUUGCACUUGAUAUAACUUUAUUUCUCUCAAAAUCUCUUGCGACUUUGGUUUUACUCUCAAUUUUUUUUCACUUUCCUUUAUUUUCUCCAAAAUUUUGUCCUUCUUCUCAUUUUGGAUUCUCUUCUUUAAUGCAUUCUGUUGUAUCAGGAACCCUCUCAUAACCGCUUUACUUGCGUCCCAGAUUACUCUUUUUUCCACAUUGGUGCUCAUAUUUAUCUCAAAAUAGUCUCUCAAGGUUUUUUGGGCCUUCUUAAGCACUUCUUCAUCUCUGAAUAAGGUGUUAUUCAUCCUCCAUCUAAAGGAGCCAGUUGGUGUUAGUUUCAUUUCCAUCUUAACAGCAUUAUGGUCGGAGCAGGUUUUUGGGCAGAUUUCCACUUUUCUUGUCUUUGGUGCCAUUCCUCUAGUUACCCAUAUUUGGUCAAUUCUUGUCCAUGUCAUUUUGGCUUCAGAAAAGAAGGUUCCUUCUUUAGCCAAGGGGUUCUUUGUUCUCCAAAUAUCGACUAAGUCCAAGUUGUCUGUCAUCUCAAAAAAAGUUUUCGGUAGUCUACCAUCCUUAGUGACUACCUGUCUUUGUGCCUUGUCCAUAUGUGUAGAUACCACUCCAUUCAUGUCUCCCAUCAAAAUCACAUUAUAAUCCAAAUAGUCCAUCAGGGUCUCAUGCAACUUUUUAAAAAAAUCGGAUUUCCCUCAUUUGGUUCGUAAAUUCCUACUAUCAAAAAUUUUUCUCCUUGUGUUUGACUUUCAAUUGCCACAAAUCUUCCUUGGUCAUCUUUAAAGAUAAAUUUCGGUAAUAAUCUCUCCUUUGCAUAAAUCACUACCCCUCUUUUUAACCUUGUCCGAUGAAAUAAACUCCUGACCAAGUCUUUUAUUAAUCAAUAGUUUCCUGUGUAACCUUGUUAUAUGUGUUUCUUGUAAACAAAUCAAGUCCAAUUGUUCCUUUUUUAAUAAAUGAAACACAGAUCUCCUUUUCCGAGGGGAGUUCAAACCAUUACAAUUCCAACUUAGUAGUUGCAGAGCCAUGAUGUAGUUACUUUGCUUCUCCUCCAACUGCACCCAGUGCCUGUUCCUGUUCUGUCGGUGGUAUCACCUUCUUCAGGCGGUCUUUUAGUUCAGGAGGUAAAUCUGGUGUAUCUAAAGUUUCACUUACAAGUGCUCUUAGCUCUCCUGUAACUUUCUUCUGCAGGUCUUCUCCGUGGUCUCUCCAAAAUUUAUCUUUGUCGUCUUCUGAUCUUAUUUUUAUCUUCUUCCCUUUAUAACUGAAGGAUAGGCCUUGGGAGAAUUCCCACCUAAAAAUGAUUCCGUUACUUCUCAACAGGGCAACCAAAUCUCUAUAAUUGGACCUACGGUCCAAAAGAUGUUUCGGAAUAUCCUUAAAUAUCUCCACUUUUGACUGAUGUAUUUCCAAGGUCUUCUGGAAGUGCAGACUCAAGAUUUUGUCUCUCUCCUCUUUUGUUCGGAGGGUGAUCAAACAGUCUCUCACCCUGUUCUUCCUCCCUCCUUUUCCAAGCCUAAAAGCACUCACUAUCUUGAAACUAUCCUUCCCCAAAUCUGGGUUCCAAAAGUCUGCAAAUUCCUGCGUAAGAAAUUCAAUCAAAUUGUCUUUCUCCAAUUCAGGUACGGCCCUGACCCUUAAAUUCGCUUGUUUCUCCUUCAACUCAAUCAUAGACAGUAUUGACUUGUGGUCUUCAAGUUGUUUGUGUAACGGUGGUAUCUUCUCUUCUACAACAGUGGCUGUAGCAGUUGCAAUUUCCUUUGCCUCUUCGGCUGUCUUUCGUGUCGAGGUGGAUUCCUGCAGUAAUUUCUGAAUAGUUUCUGUAUUGGUAUUUACCUUCUGUCCCAAAUUAUUAAUACUUGUGGUGUUUUGAUCAAUUUUGCCCGAUGCCUCGGCUACUUGUUUACUUGUUUACUUAUUCUUUCCAAAGAUUCAUUAAUUUUGCCUAGUGCCUGAGCCAGGGCAUCGUCAGCUGCCAUACCUUUAGGUUUAGGUUGUGCCGAUGAGGUUGCUGUUGGUAAACCAGAAGGGCCAGAUGUCGAUGCUCUUCUUUGCAGCCCACCGUCUGUGCGAAAUACUCUGCCAGACCUCGUUGCUUGUAACAAAUCUAUCUUCUCUUUCCCAUCUGCCAUAACCCUCAAGAUAUAGCCCAAGGUCAAUCCCACGAUCAGAGUCAAAGUUGUUUUGAAGUGGAAAAUUCCCUUAGCCCAGCUGCAGUUGUAACAGUUUCAAACUUCCUCUAGGGGGACACAGUAACAGUCCAAAAUGUCUUAAAGUAAUUAACUUCUCCCUUUCGCCCCCCAAUUCACAAAAAGGACAACAGUUUCUAUCUCAGUUGUUUCCUGUUACUUUAAAACCAGGAGAAGCCAGACAGCAAUAUUGUAUCUUAGUUGUAUCUCAGAUGCAGAGUUAACUGUCAAAGAGUACUUUCAGCAACAGCGCAAUUCUCAAUACGGCUUUCUUACUGUCACUGGGAACCCGUUCCAGGGUUUUAAGCGGUGGAUUUUAGCUCCUCUUCCUCUCUUUUUUUUGCAGGGAAAUAACGUUCAAGCCUUUUCCCCCCUCCUCCCCUGCAAUCAAGGAGGGAAAAUCGCUGUUUUGAUGUUCGAAUUAUAAUCCUUUUCCAACAUCUUUUAAGGUUUCCGCUUACAAGUUCAUUGCUUUACUCCAUUUACAAGAACGGAAGGCAGACUUCCUGUUUAUGCCUCUCCGCUUCGGUGCCAAAUUAAUUAUAAAGUUCCUUUAGUUCCGAAAUUAGCCUACUCACGGAUCGUUGUUUUGCAGCCAAAUUGUCCCAGGAAAAAGGUAGCGCUCUCCGGUAACGGCUAUGCGGCUUCACUCCACGGAAGAAGCAAACGACUCACAGCACCGCGCCACUUCCCCGCUCCGCUCCAGAGCCCGUAACCGGACUCCUUUGCCAAUUGGGAAGGGCACAAACGGUCCCCGCUGAGUCCCACGGUCACAGGCUUCACCCGCCUGUGAUUUUUGAAGGGUCCCCGCUGCGCCAUAGCGGUACAGACCCGAUUUCCGCAGAGCCGGUUCCCUCCAAGUCAGAGGGAAUCCGCCAUUACCGAUGGCGCCACCCCGGAAGUUCCUUCUUGAGUGUUUUUGCCUGGCUGGAAUUUGUCAAACUCUGACAAUGCCUCUUGCUUGCCUGGAUGGAAGAUUGAGCGGGUGGGUGUGGGUGUAGCAAUUACUUUACCAUACAAAUAUUAUAUUUAAAUUAAUUGCUCUGCCCACUAUUCCCUCUGGCCCUGCCCACCUCUGCCACAUGGCACACCCCACUCCACCAAAAGUUGCCCCCCCAGGAAAUAUGGGCCAAAUAAGGUUCCCACCCUCCGUAAUCUAGGAUAUUGGAUAAAUAUGUAAAGGUUGCUAAGCAACCAACGCCCUUCUUUCUUCUUCCCUGAACGCGGCAACCGUACAAAUCUCUCCGAGGCUGAGCUGCUGUUGUGACAACGGAGGGGCCAGCCGCAAUGGUUUCCUCCUCCUGCCCGCUGAAGCACCCUUUAGAAAUGGUGGCCUACAAAUUAAAGCAACUUUUCUCGGCCUGUGGCCUUCAGGAUGUUUUGGACUACAACUCUCCUAGCCGCUGGGGCUGAUGGGAGUUUGCAGCCCAAGUUCGCCUCUGGACUGUCACUGUUGUGCAAGAGGGAUUCAAUUGCUAAACAGAAGUUUUAGCUCAUUUACAGAGGGUUAGAGUGCUCUGGCACCACAACUCACACUUUUUUUAAAAAGCCAUACUUUUUUCAGGGGGGGUUGGGAAAUGACAAGGAAAAGCGCCAAAAAGUAUUGGACAGCAAUCAUUGAUUGGGAAGAUGUCAAAGCGCCAUGUAAACAAAUAAUCUCCCCGUGGAAAAAAAUUUAAGCAAACGCUCAAGGGAGAGCGGGCAUUGUUCAACUUUCUGCAAGCAGAUCAGGGCGAAUCCUCAGUAAACCAGGUUGGCCAAGGCAGUCCUUGCUGAUGGCAACACCACCUCAGAUGCAAGACCACUUACUGUAUUUUCUGGCGUAUAAGACUUUUUAACCCAGGAAAACCUUCUCAAAAGUCGGGGGUCGUCUUAUACACCGGCUACAGCAGCAGCUCCUGCAGCAACUCCCCACCAAAGGAUAAAACGACAGCAAAUUAAAUCAGAGGACACCAAGCUCUCUAGAUGAAGCAGAAAUACGCUUGAAAAUUGGCCCCAGAAGCCCCCGGCCACUGGGAAGUGGAGCGGAUUUCCGAGCCAGACUGGAGACUGUUUUUUUUAAAAAAAAUUUAUUGUGUGCGUUGGAAGAGGGGUAGUCUUGUACGGCGAGUAUAUCCCAAACACUAUAUUUUACCUGGAAAAGUUGGGGGGUCGUCUUAUAUGCCCAGUCGUUUUAUAUGCUGGAAAAUACGGUAAUUUGCUUUGGCUCCUAGACUUCACCUCUUCAUUUGCUCUUUACCUCAGUCAACACUGUGGCCCCAUCUGCAUUAACUUGUUAGAGAUUUUUUGGGGGGGGACCCCCCCAAAAAAACCUAGAAUUUGGUAAAUGGUAGGAUUUUGUUUGCUUGGAUUAUUGAAGGGGAGAUUACAAGCCAAUGGAAAAAUAGAGGCUGAGCUUUCUUUCCAAAAGUCAGGGCCUCACCUGGGAUAGAGGCAUUAACAUGACAAUAUGUUAUCUGAAGAAGUGUGCAUGCACACGAAAGCUCAUACCAAUAACAAACUUAGUUGGUCUCUAAGGUGCUACUGGAAGGAAUUUUUUUAUUUUGUUUCGACUACGGCAGACCAACACGGCCACCUACCUGUAACUAUGACAAUAUGUGUUGAUGGGCCAUCUCAGAGGAGUCUUGGGCCUGGGCAGAGAGAAGGUUGCCAGGGUAACUGGGUAACAGGGAAACAAAGUCUUUAACAAGGUGUGCUGGAAAGAAGAAGGGAGAAGAAAGACUGAGAAACAAUUUACCAAGCAAAGAGAGAUGCCUUUGACUGCAGUGCUGCACCCCUGUGGGGAACAAGUCCUUCUUUAAACGACCUUGCUGUAAGAUCUGGACUCCAUCCAUGUAGGCUGGAGGUGUACGUAUGUGAAUAAAUCACAUUUCUUAAAGCUGUGACAGUCUCUGCCGCGUCUUCAAUUCUCCAAACGAUCACAAACCCUGGGUGGGCGCCUGGAUUGCCCUGGAAUUUUGCUACCGCUCGGCAGAGAGUAGGGGCAGAGCCAAACCUUUGCGACACUAAAUUUAAAACAGCAUCAUAUGAUUUUAAAGUCAUGGCUCCCCCCCAAAGACUCCUGGGAACUGUAGUUUGUUAAGAAUGUCAAAGAGUCGCUAGGGAACCUCUAGUCCCCUCACAGAGCUACAAUUCCCAGAGUUCCCUGGGAAAGAGGGUUGAUUGUUAAACCAGUCUGGGAACUGUAGCUCUGUGAAGGGAAUGGUAAUCUCCUAAACAACUCUCAGCACCCUUAACAAACUACAGUUCCCAAGGUUCUUUGGGGGAAGCCAUGGCUAUUUAAAGUGGUAUUAUGGUGCCUUAAAUGUAUGGUGUGCUUGUGGCCCAAGACAGCAGGCAUACGGGAUUUGGCUGAGGUAAAGUGAGCUUGGUGGGGUACUGCUCCAUUUACAUUAAUGGGCCAGCCUCCAUUGGCUGCAGUAGUUUGGUCCACAGUCUCUAAACGUUAUUUUUGCACUCUAGUUGCUUUGCUCUCUCCGUGUGUGUGUGUGUGUGUGUGUGUGUUUUGCUGCGUUUUAGCAAUCUUUGUCUAAUCUUACCUCAUCAGUUCUUCAGAGUUAGGAUCCUUAUCGUACACUGGCUAUCUUUCAAAAAGCAGCUGACUAAUCAAUUGCACUCCUUUCAGCAAUUGUAAAAAGAGAUACAAUGUGAGGAAGGGCCAUAGCUCAGUGGGAGAGCAUCUGCUUUGCAGGCAAAUUAUCCCUGGUUCAGCCCCCAGUGUCUCCUGCCAGGGAUGGGAGAGUUCUUGGUCUCAAACCCUGGAGAGCUGCUGCCAGCCAGUGCAGACAACAUUGAGCUGCAUGGCCCCAAUUCCUCAGUCAGCUCAGGCCAGAAGACUGCAGGGCAGCAAGGCAGGCUGCAAACCAUGAGAAUCCCUAAUCUGUUUGAUUGCCCAGUGUCAGGAACACGCACUCUAGAUCCCCCCGGAAAAACCUGGAGAAAAAUUAUAUAGACGACAGCAACUCCCCUUUCCUGAUUCUCAAGUCUGCCCUGAGUAUCCAGCUGAGCACAGCUAGGUGAGACCAACUCCACCCUGUUCAUCAUCCACCAAGGUAUCAGGGAUACAAACCAGAUUGGCCUCCUCACCCAUAAUCAGAUCAUAGAUGAGGGGGUCUUAUUCAGAGUCAACCUGGCAUUUAGCAACAGCAGCCGUAGACCCAAGCGUUCCUCUCCUCCCGGACAAAACUCCCUUCCCUUGGUGAAAACUAACAACACCUAUGACAGCAAUAAAAACCCCACAAAUUAAAAACAGUUAAAACAACUAAAGGUAAAAACAGUUAAAACAACUACAGGUUAAGACAGUGGCUGCUUUCAGUCUGCAUACAAUAUGUAGCUGAUUACUUUCUCCCAUUUGACAUUGCUUUUAAUUUUCAAUGAAAUGAACAGGGUAGAAUAACGUAACGACAGUGUAAUUUUUGUAAUUACCGGUAAUUGAAGAACUUACAUACUUUUGCUACAGAGGACGGUGAGACGAAUAACGUGGAUUUUAGCAGAAGGCAAAUGGCAGCAGAACAGAAACAGUUACACGUAUCAAACACGUGGGGCCAAGCAAAACAAUUAUUUAUUAAGCAGCUGUCUCACUCAGUAUAAGGAGGCACAGGUGACAAAGAGGCCUUGCACCUUGAGGGAGUAUCAGCAGAAGAGGGAGUAUCAGCUGGUGUGGCCUGCCAUGCAAGCUACACCUGCUAAAAUUAUAUCCUCUUCACAAUUAUUAAAAGCGCACCAGUCCCUUUUUUGCAUUUGAGUACCAUGGUGGGACGUGGGUGGAGCUGUAGUCUAAACCACUGAGCCUCUUGGGCUUGCCGAUCAAAAGGUUGGUGGUUCAAAUCCCCGCGAUGGGAUGAGCUCCCGUUGCUCAGUCCCAGCUCCUGCCAACCUAGCAGUUCAAAAGUACACCAAAAAAGUGCAAGUAGAUAAAUAGGUACCACUCCAGCGGGAAGGUAAAUGGCAUUUCCGUGCACUGCUCUGGCUUCUCCAGAAGUGGCUUGGUCAUGCUGGCCACAUGACCCAGAAAAACUCUGCGGACAAACGCCAGCUCCCUCAGCCUGUAGAGCGAGGUGAGCGCCGCAACCCCAGAGUCGUCGGUGACUGGACUUAACUGUCAGGGGUCCUUUACCUUUACCUUUUUACCAUGGUGGUGGGGAAGGAGAUUUUCACUGGGAUUAGAGUGGGAAAUUAAAGCCCUUUUCCCAUGUCAUGGCCCUGAUCCACUUCUGAUCCCUUUACCAUUUAUUUGAGUCUCUUUGUGUCAAAAUCAGACACACAGUGUAAUUAUUUAGUGGACAGAAGUCUUUGAUGGUCAGCUUGCUUGGUUUUCUCAUCAAACCAGGCCAGGAUGAUUGACAGUAACCUGGAAAAACACCAGUCCAUUCUGCUUCAGUACUUUUAACAGAAGUUGUGAUUUGUAGGAGUGAGCGUGUGAAGCUGUUCAGGCAUGGAAAUGAAACACUGAAUGGUGGUGGUUCAUUGUUGCAGAGUGAAUUCUUUAAGGGACAUGCGCAUCAGGGUCUGGCUCAAAAUUGGCCACUUGACAUAUUAGGCAAGCGUAUGGUGUGUAUAUAUAUUGCUUCAUUUCAUGGGAAGAUUCUCCAUUCCAUUCCUGUAUUGCUUUUCUUGUAUGUUCUGUCUUCCAUUUCUCCCUUUCCGCAUUCUAGUUUAAAUAGAAGAGUUUCUAAAAUUAAAUUCUAAGGUAAUGCAAAAGAGGACACAGAUACCUGCACUGUUAAUUUGUGUAAAAAAAAAGGAGAGUUCAGCAGGCAUAGUAUGUCCUGGGCUUAUCUCUUCUACAUAACUGUUAAAGGUGCAGGAGUACCUGCCUUUCCAUCCAAAUACCUUAUCACAAAUCGUACUUUCUGGCCUGGAAACAGGGUGGAUGGAUGCAAAGGAAGGCAUAGUUGCAUAGAAUAGAGGCAGGCAUAGGCAAACUUGGCCCUCCAGAUGUUUUGGGACUACAACUCUCACGAUCCCUAGCUAACAGGACCAGUGGUCAGGGAUGAUGGGAACUGUAGUCCCAAAACAUCUGGAGGGCCGAGUUUGCCUUUGCCUGGAAUAAUGUCAGCAGGUGUAGCUGAAAUUUUCAUGCAAGGCACAUCAUUUGAAAUUCUCUCUUCUACGCAACUAUUAAAAGUACUGCAGAGGAGCUUUCUUUUCUGAAAGUAGGUCAUGCUCAGUUUGUGUCAGUUCCUCCAAUUCCUUCCCCCUUCCAGAUCACCAGAGUGCCUAUCUGUAGGGAUCAAAUACUGCAAGGAAAGGACGAAACAAGAAUGAAAGCGCAACCUUUACAGGAUUGUCCUAUGCACAGCUGUAGCGAGAUUAUUUUUGUAGAGUGUUUCGGCAACACAAAGGCACUCCUGUGUCUUCAUGCAAUUUUAUUUUCGGUCCCGCCCAGUCUGCUUUUUCAGUUUGAUCCGUACUCACGAUAGUCAGUGAAGAUACACAUUCGUGAAACUCAGCACCGAAAGAAUCUUGAUGCAAUCGUUCGCAGAAGUACACCAUGAUGGUUAAAAUAGCAAAAACAAUAAACCGAGGUAGUGCAGAUGGCCAAUGGGAAACUGUAGGAAGUGAAAGCUGUGGCCAGUAGUUUGCGAACAGUACUCUGUACGAUGACUGAUCUUUUUUGUUGUUAUUGUUAAGGAACAACUAAUCGUUGAAGGCAUUUGAGAACAACAAAACAGGCAGUUUGGAACUCCCAAAACUCAGGAAUAAAUUGGGAUGGGGACAAUUUCCAAAUCAUCCCUAGUUUGGAGGAGCUGCUGGUUUUUCCCCCCGGAACCCUAGCUUUCAAUCUGUGUCCUGGGGGCCCCUAGGGAUCUGCAGAAGCUUACCGGGGGCUCCUGAAGGACAGUGUCAGUCAGUAAUAGUAGCCAAACUUCUCUGAAUGGCAGCUGGCCCACCACAACUCAAUUUCACAGCUGCAGGAUGUGCUGCGAAGGGUUGCAUUGGGUGACCCGGGGCCAAAGAGGGCAGGUUCCUCCCCAUUUAAUUAAUUGCACAGAAAAGAAAUUCCAGCAGGUAUAGUUUGCACGACACCUGCUAAAAUCCCCUCUGCUAGUCACUUAAUUGAAGGUGCAGCAGCCUUUUCCUUGUGCCCAUCUCUUCGUUCAUGCUCCCAGUUUGUGCAGGACAGUAUCCCCCUGAAUGCUGGUCACUGGGGGGGCAGCAAGAGGAGAGGUCUUUGGUCCCCGUGCUGCGGUGGCUGGUGCCCAUUGCAACCGAUGGGGCAGAAGACAGUGAGCCCCAGCGCUACUUGGAGCCAGAGCAAAGGACUUCUAGCUUUGACCCCAUCUCCUCCCUCCUGAGUUAUACAACGGCAACACUGAGACUCAGGAGGAGGAGGAGCCAGACAGGGUGAGUGGUAGAGCAUCUUUUGGGCAUGCAGGAGGUCGCAGAUUCAAUCCCCACAUCUCCCCUUAAGGCUGGGAGAAAGACCCUUGUCUGGAACCCUGGAGAACUGCUGCCAGGCUGUGUUAGACAAUACUGCACAAGCAGGACCAGUGUCUGAAUCAGUAUAACCUAAGAGUCUCAUCUACAAAUCUUUAAUGCACAAGCAGGUGGAGACGGGAGGAAGUGUUUUCUUUAGGUACUUCUCUGCUAAGCUGUUUAGGGCUUGAAAGGUAGGUGCCAGCACCUCGCACUGGACUCAGAAGUAAAUAGGCAGCCAGUACAAUUAUUUCAGAAGUUGUGUAAUAUGGCUUCAGAUAAGAAUUAUAGCAGCCUAAUUUUGAAUUCUUUGACACUGUGUAACAACAACAACAACAACAACAACAAUAGUAACAGUCCUAGUAUAUUAGGAUUGCCAUAUUUCAAAAAGUGAAAAUCCGGACACAAAAGUUGUUAAACUUUUUUUGGCAAAGUUGUUGAGCUUUAUUGGCAAAAACACAAACAAUAAUGUAGUUUUUGAGCUAUUUUAAAGGGAAACUGCCCAAAACGACACUGCCGACAUGGGUUGACAUAUGUCCAGGUUUUCCUGAACAUUUUAGCGAUUUCCGCCCGGACACUGCUUCCGACUGCAGUCUUCUGGCCGUGUCCAGGAAAUUCCAGACAUAUAGCAACCCUACAUAGUUAAUGGUCAGUGAACACCUUUCGCUUUCUGUUCCUCACUGUUAUAUACCUCUUGCUGAACUCCCCCAAAACUGUUCAAAACCUCUGCCUCCUUCUCCUCUAAGUAUUCUUAUAGUCUCCUUGUCUGAAAUUCGCUGCCCAUAUCGAUGGGAAUUUCUGUGUGAAAACGUUAAAGUUGUUUUACCGAAUUGUCUGCUCAGUGACUCCCCUCCUUUCCCCAAACGUGACAGGAGAAAGAUCUGAGAGACACGCCGAGAGAAAUAUUCUGACCCAUCUAGAGUUAACAGGCUACUGAUUUUCUGUGUUUCUUUUCCAAGAGACACUGGUCAUUCCUUAGGCAGCCCUGUACUGGGAAGUUUUUAAUGUUUGAUGUUUUGCUAUGUUUUUAUUAUGUUGAAAGCUGCCCAGAGUUGCUGGGGCAACCCAGGCAGAUGGGCGGGGUAGAAAUAAUACAACAACAUCAUUAUUUUUAAUACUAUUAUUAUUAUUAUUAUUAUCACUGUGAAGGACUGUCAGUCCUCGUUUGGCUGUCUGUUUCUUUGCUGGAGUGUGUGUGUGGGGGGGGGGUUGCUCCCAUGGGUCUAAUAAUUUUUCUGCCUGCUGCAGCAAUUGUAAUAUGCCAUGCUAGAUGCAGCACAAUUUAAAAUUGUAUCUUUAUUGCUUCUUUUAUUUCUUGAAUUGCGUUUUAUUGUAUUACAAUUUUCAUUUCGUAGGAACAGAACGUAGAGCAGUAUCACAGCACUUCAAACUGUCUUCCCCCAAAGAAUCCAAGGAACUCUAGUUUGUUAAGGAUACUGUGAGUUGGUAGGCAACCUGUGUUUCCUUCACAGAUUCACUUUGAUUGUGACUUCAAGCUGGGGAUGAUGUGAGCCCUUACCUGCCAUUUAGCAUGGUACAGGAGGUCCGGUGUGGGCUUCUCAUCUUCCUGAGAAUGAGGCCUAAGUCACCCUAGUAGCCCAACGAUUCCUCUGAGUAUCAUAUGAGGGGAUCACAGAAUCAUCAUCAUCGCUUUAUUUGUACGCCGCCUUUCCAUAGUUAAAACAGUGCUCAAGGCGGCUUACAACAUGACAAGAUUUACACAAUUACCAACACAACAAAAGUCAUAAACAAUAAAUAAAACACAUCAAAAAGUACACAACCAAAUGGAAAACAAUUUCCACAUAAAUCAUAAAAUCUAGAACUAAGAAUACAGCAUUAAUAUGAAUCACAAUUUAAAAUGACAUAGAUAAAAAGAAUUAAACAAAAAGAAAAGAAAACGUUAUACACCUUGUGUAUAAAGAUGAACAUUUGAGCUCCAGCACUGCAUGUUAGUAGUAGGAGCUUUGUUAACCACGAUUAAUAUGAACCAGGAUUCCUUAUUAACCCAAGUUUUAACCAAAUCAAAAAACAACUAGAAACAGUGGUUUUGAGGCUCAGUAAUUUCACAUCUUGAAUGACUAAAUUGUACCAUAUAAUCAUAGAAUUGCAGAGUUGGAAGGGUCAUCUAGUCCAGCCUCCUGCAAUGUAGGAAUCUUUUGUCCAAUGUGGGACUCGAACCCGCAACCCUGAGGUUAAGAGUCUCCUGCUCUACUGAUGGAGAACAGAGCAAGUUCAGUGGGCAUGAAGUGCUACCUGACUAUUGGGAACAGAAUGGAGUGUGCUGUAGAAAGGCCUGGCCACCUGGCUAGAAUGCUGAAGAGGAGCUUUCUACACUGCAAUAUUUUGUCGCAGUGCCUCCCUCCUCCCCCACUUUAGAAUAAGUGAUUUUAUCUGCCAGGCCCCAGCAGCUUUGCUCUGUGGGCUUGAGGUAGCAAGCAUGUGUUUGCUGAAGGAGCCAGGAGAGAACCAAACCACACAGCUCUCUUCCCCCUGCAUUGGAUGAUACCAUCUCCCCACCAGUAGUGCCUGCAGAAAUGUCUGCUCAGCACCCCCAAAGACUUCUGCUUUUGGUGCAUGAAGGAACGCGCAGCAGCACCCUGGCGCUGGGUGUUGGGAAACAGGCGCCUCAUGCAAACUCUCCUGCAAGACAAAUUUCAAGCCUAUGAGGCCUGGCCUGUGCUAUUCUGCAGGAGGGGAAUGGCGUAUUUCAAUGUUCCCAUUCUUUUAGUUUUGGCUUUUUAAAAUCUCCCUGCAAGUAGAGGUUUAGUAUAGCAGGAAGAUAGCUGAGCUCAAACCUUUCUCCUGAAUGUGCUCCCCACCUCGUGUUUUCCCCAACAGCAGGCAGGAGUUACUGGUUUUCCUUUUCCUUUUUUUUUGCAUGGGAGAGCAUUCAAAGACACUACCCCCAUCCUGAAGCUUGAAGUCACACCUGCCGGAAUUUUUCCUCCUUGUUCUCUUGCACAUGACAGGGUCUAUUUAUGUAGGAUCGGAUAAUCGUUAUGUUGUGGGAUGGCCACCUGUCAUGGAAGCUGUAGUUGAGAUUCCUGCAUCGCAGGGGCUUGGAAGAGAUGGUCCUUGGGGCAGGGGCGGAGCAAGGUGGGUGCGGUCCUCCCCUUGUGUCACCUCUGAGGGGGAUGACAAAAUGCUGUGUGGCCCUCAAUGUCUGUGAGAGACUCUGUGGCUUUGGCGUGCGCUGGCUUCCCGCUGCCAGCUUCCCCCUCAGCUGUAGGCAGACUCCUUGUUGCAAGGCAUGUGAUCUCUGCAAAAAAAAGCUCAAAAACUCUAGCUCCCACCCAAAAUAUGAAAUAAAGUCAAACCAUUUUUGCAGGCAAAAAAAUAAAAUAAAAAAGUCAAUGUGUGCGGGGAGGGGGGUGACAAGAAAUUUUCCGCACUGGGUACCACCUAACCUUGCUACACCACUGCCUUGGGGGUCCCUUCCAAUUCUAUGAUUGCUCUGUCCAUUGAACCACACGGGCUGUUUAGACUCAGGAACCCCGAGGGAGCUGGUUUUCUUUCGUGACUGGACUUAAGAGCUCCAGCGCUGAUUGCGAGCAACCUCCUCCCUCAGUUUCCUGAGCUGGGGGUGCGUCAUCGCCCGGGAAUUCCAUUGUCGAGAUAGGGCCGGGAUUUGUGGAAACCUCGCUGUGCAGUCCUGGGAAAGCUCAGCCAUUGACUUCCCCACCUGUUCCGUUUUUCAAACCAGAACCUGCCGUACGGAGCCGGCCCAAUUGUUAGGCAGGGUAAGGCAGCAGAUACUGGAGCGGUGGGCAGCAAAGUUCUGGAGGACCAAGCUCUGUGGUGCACACAACCUGCCCUCUGUACUAGGGUUGAAUCAAUUUGUCAACUGCACUUUCUUAUCUUCCCCGGUUUAGGUUCGUUUUGCCACAUUUCUGUAUGUUUCCAAAACUCUUAUUGGAAAAAAAUGCAAGCAGAUUAUUAGUGUGCGUUUCUCCGAAUGCACUCAUAUUUGCACAGCAUUUCCCCCUAACAGCAUACAUGGAGGGAGCCCCACCAACCUGGGCCAUAGUUGGAGUAUUUGCUUUGCAAAACGUCCCAGGCUCAACCCCCGGUGUAUUCAGGUAGGGCUGGGAAUAACCCCAGUCUGAAAUCCUGCAGAGCUGCUGUGUAGACAGUUCUGAGCUAGAUGGACCACUGGUCUGACUCAGGAUCAGGCAUUUCCUAUGUUCGCCCAGGAAGCAAAACAUAUUGGGUCUCCCUUGCUACUACAGGUCUCAAGUGACUUUAUAUCUGCUUUUCAAAGCCCUGGUGAGAAGCCGUUGGGACUUGAGAGACAGAAGUGUUUGAUGUUUUGGUUUCAGUCCUGCAUAAUCCCAGCUCUCUCUGUACUCAGUUUCCAUUCCUUCUGGGACCAGCCCUACUGUUUGGCAGGGUGAAGCGACUCAGCUCAGGCUGCAAAUUGGGGUGGCCAAAUGCAAAAGAAAACAGGGUUCCUGUGCCUUGAACAGUCAUGUAGAAAGGAUUUCAAUACCUGCUGAAAUUCCUGGGGCAGGAACCUUGUCCUCCCUGCUGCAAAUCCUGCAGUACUUUUGGGGAGCACUGAACUUGUUCAUCCUUCUUAGCUUAUUAUUGUCCUUUCUUUUAGCCAAUAGGGUUUAGAUUUUUCUGCCUCUGGCACCGACAUUCUUUCAUUCCCAGAAAAGGGGAAGGAUGGCAAAUUCUUUGGAAACCUAACAUUACUGGAAGUGGCAGCAUUACUGAGGAGAUCAGUCUCAUGAGAGAAGCUUGGCCCAGUCAUUGCAUUGUUUUAACUUCAAGCGUGUUGUUAAAAACUCUUUCAUCUACUCGGGCUUUUAAAGCCAGUUUACCCUAAUAGGAUUGUUUUCUUUAGAGUUCCAAAUGUGUGUGUGUGUGUGUCUCUCUCUCAUCCUUGUUUUCUGAUGGUUCUGUUUAGGUUGGCUUCUUUGAUUAUUUUAUUGUUGUAUGUUGCCAUGAGUUUGGGGAACUAUGAAUAAUAAUAAUAAUAAUAAGUAUUGUUAUUAUUAAUCAUUCCCCCAUUCCUGUAAGGAGCUCAGAGUUCUCCCAUGUGCUCCAGCAGACAUUUUGCAUGGACUGGGGAACCUUUGGCCCUCCCAGAUGUUGCUGAGCUACAGUUGCCAUCUUCCUUGACCAGUGGCCCUGCUGACUGGCGCUGAUGGGAGCUGGAGCUCGCAAGAUCCUCUUCCCUUGAUUCCCAAACCCUGAUCCUUUGCUUGUACACUUUCCCCCCACGCUUGCAGGAGGCGCUGUCAGUCGUAAGCGAGGACCAGUCCAUAUUCGACCCAUCCUUUGGCACCCCGCACCUCCUGAAGACAGAGCUGCCCUCGGUGGACAACUACGGUGGCAAGGAGGGCAUCGGUCUGGAGGAGCCCCAGUGGCAAGCCCAGGCCAACAGCAGAGGCCAUGUGGUGAAGCAGGAGAAUGAGCAGGUCAACUGCUCCAGCAGGUCAGUGGCACUUCUUUGAGCUGGCUAGCAGAAAUCUCCCUUCCUCCCAGCAGCCAUCAUCAAGCUUGAAGGGCUAAUUUUCUUGUAAUCAUGUGGCUGCUUAAGGCCCAGGAACCAGCUGACAGGGACUGCAUACACGCCAUCCAGUCAAAGCAUGCUCUCCCCAAAAGAAUCCUGGGAGUUGUAGUUUGUUAAGGGUCCUGGGAAUUAUAGCUCUGUGAGUUUCCAGGAUUCUUUGGAGGUGCUUUAAAUGUGUGUUGUAUAUGCAGCGUAGCAUUCCCUGCCUCUACAGCUUGCCUAACCCAGAUCUCUGCAUUCUUUCCAUCUGAGGUGGCCGCUUUUUCUUUCUAUUUUGCUCAGAACUUGCUGCUGUGCCUUUAAGAGCAGACUGCUUACAGGGACAUAAAGAGCAGGCGCCGAGAGGCAAUCCUUUUACCUCCAUAUUGCCUGCCCGUUUCUUGCAAACCAGGCUGCUGUUUAAAGCGCAAAGAGCAAACCAGGCUUUAUUAUUAUUGUUAUUCCUGGUCAGUUGGCAACCCUUCUGAAGCUCUUGGGCUUGUUUGCCCUGCCGUUGCAAAGAUCUGAUGCACAGAGGCAGGGCAGGCCAUUGGUGGCUGGUGCCCACUGGGACUGGCAGAGUGAGCGGCAGUGAGGCCAGCGAUAGGCAGAUCUAACCAGGACCUGGGAGACCAGGGUUCAAAUCCCCACUCAACCAUGGCCCUGUAUCUCAGCCGAACCUACCUCACAGGAUUAAAUGAGGAGGCAGGGAGCCAGGGUACACGCCACUCUGAACACCUUGAGGGAAAGGGUAGAAUACAAAUGCAAUGAAUACAUAUAAAUAUUCUUCUUAACGGACCAUGCUGCAGUGAGGAUGGGGUGAUUCCCUACCCUGCUGCAGCGCCUGGGCCUUUCAGACCAACUUUACUGGCUGCAGGACGUAUCUUCCCCUGGAGCUUGUGGCUGCUCUCAAACCCACAGGAAACAACUCACUUCCCCUUCAGCCAAGCAGUUUAUAUUAGGCGAAUUUGCAUCAACCAACGGGCAUCUGGUGCAAAAGAGGUUAGCGUAGUUCAGGGCUUCCCAACUUCUUUCUAAAAGAGGCUGAACCUCAGCUCAAGCCCUGCUCAAAAGGAAGGUGAAUUCGAGGGAGGGACGCAGCUACAAUUCCCAGAGUGGCUUAACAACCACCCCUCUUCGCAAGGAAUGCUGGGAAUCGUAGCUCAAUGAAGGGGACAGGAGACUCCUAACAAUUCUCAGCAGCUACCAGACAAACUACAGCUCCCAGAAUUCUCUGGGGGUGAAGUCGCCGCUGUUUGAAGUGGUAUCAUAGUGCUUUUAAUUGAUGGUGUGGAUGUUGACCCAAGACGCCACAGCCACCACAGAAAAAGCCUGUUCUUGUGCUGCCAUGCUCAGGAGGAGGAGGCAGCACAUGAAGAAGGGCCUCAGAGGAUGGCUGGUUUCUGCCUCUGUCAUUGAUACACAUAGAGACCUAUAAGCUCAGCUAACUAGCCAGGCUAGAGGCCUUGUGCCUUAUCUUGUGCUAGGAGCAGCUUUAGUCCCAAGGUUGUAAACAACAUUCCUAAGUGUCUACAUUUGACAAUGAGAUGUGCUCUGCUCAAAUGUCCAAACCCCCUCAGGUAGAAAAGGAAUGCAAAGAGACCACCUGCAGCAGGGGCUGCUUAGAGAGAGAGUCCUUUGUUUCCUUGCCGAAUGAAUAUGUAAUGAAGGAAAGACCAUACAUGGUAUAAUUCGUAUUGUGUUGUAACUUUAGAUUGGAGGAGGUUUAUGCAUAUGUAUUGCUUUAAUAGAUAACAGCUUUGUAUAUUAAGAAGGCCCCACCUUUUCAGGGCUUUGCUCAGCUUUUGUAGAGUGAUCCCACUGAGCCAUUAUUGCUAGCAAUAAACACUCUUUGUUUUCUCACCGCUGUGUGGAGAUUUCCUUCAUAAUCAUAAUCAUAAUCAUAAUCAUAAUAAUAAUUUAUUAUUUAUACCCCGUCCAUCUGGCUGGACUUCCCCAGCCACUCUGUGUGGCUUCCAACAAAAUAUUAAAAUACCGUAAUGCAUCAAACAUUAAAAGCUUCCCUAAACAGGGCUGCCUUCAGAUGUCUUCUAAAAGUCUGGUAGUUGUUGUUCUCUUUGACAUCUGGUGGGAGGGCGUUCCACAGGGCGAGUGCCACUACCGAGAAGACCCUCUGCCUGGUUCCCUGUAACUUGGCUUCUCACAGUGAGGAAACUGCCAAAAGGCCCUCGGCGCUGGACCUCAGUGUCCGGGCAGAAUGAUGGAGGUGGAGACGCUCCUUCAGAUAUACUGGACUGAGGCCGUUUAGGGCUUUAAAGGUCAACACCAACACUGAAUUGUGCUUGGAAACAUACUGGGAGCCAAUGUAGGUCUUUCAAGACUGGUGUUAUGUGAUCUCGGUGGCCGCUCCCAGUCACCAGUCUAGCUGCCGCGUUCUGGAUUAGUUGUAGUUUCCAGGACACCUUCAAAGGUAGCCCCACGUAGAGUGCAUUGCAGUAGUCCAAGCGGGAGAGAACCAGAGCCUCAAACGUUGAUUUUUGCUAUAUCAUCACCUGCGAAAUGCUGGGAGAGCGCCGUUCAGUUGUGGCAAGUUUUCAGACCUCAGUGAGCACGUUGUCCAACAAAGUCUCCUCUCCCUCUCUUCUCCACCAGCAGGCAAUCGCCCGUGGACUGCAGUGUGACACGGAGGGGCAAAUCAGGGGGAGCAGUUGACCCGUCCCAGGUAUCCUAUCCAGCAGGAUACAACAACCAGCGCAGCAGCCCACCUGUUAACCCCCCCAGCGAGGAGAAGAGGGUCAUUGUCCCAGCAGGUCAGUAUAUGGGGGCUUUCUGGCAUCUCCCCGCCCUUCUCCCCGACUUCUGGUUCACACGCUAUGCUGAACUCAGCUACAAGCUCUCUCUACACAUGUACAAGGGUGUGUGUGAAAUAGUGUGUGCUUGUUGGUUUCUGCAGCUGAGCUUUUGUGUGCACAGACUGUACACUUGUUGAAUGUAAUGUGUGAAUACCCCUGCUGGCUUCUUGUAUUGGGGAACAGCCUUUUCUUCCAGUAAUGGCUGGUUUCCCAGGCUGUUAUUCCACCUGCUGUGGGCAACUACCAAAUCCCAUUUGUAACCUGUACUCUUGACACAAGGGAUGGUGACCAAAUCACUUCAUUUAGAACAAACUCUAACACAUGUAAAGCAUGAGAAAAGCCCACCAGAAACCUGUAUCCUUUCAGGUGCUUCUAGAACUCCUCAGCUUUUGUGUAAAACCAGGACUACACUAGAAAGUAAGGGGUGGUGGUGGUGGAUGACUGUUCAAUUAGAAGUGACAGGAAAUCACACAUCACAUGCUCAGAGGCACAAUCAUCUUACAUAUUCCCGGUCUGAGCUCUAAACUUCAAAAUAGGUCAAGAAAGGCCUAUGGAUGGUGUAAUGUUAAGAAAUUCCAGGACAUGUUUUAUGCGAACCAUUUCACCAAACAUAAGAGCACCCCGCAGAACCGAUUAUGGUAGGGUUGCCAUAAUUCAGAAAGAGAAAAUCCAGACAGAAAAGUUGUUGAUUCUGUUUCGCAAAAUCGCAAAGAAAUGAGGUUUCAGAGGUAUUUCCCCCCAGAAAUCGCUGAUAUCGCCACUUCCAAUAUGGGUUGCACCAUGCAUUUAAAGCACAUGACUCCCCCCUCAAAGUAUGCUGGGAACUGUAGCUUGUUAAGGGUGCCAGGAAUUGUAGCACUAUGAGUGGUAAAUUACAGUUCCCAGGAUAUUUUAAAGCAUGCGCCUUUGAUGUAUGGUGUGUACUCAGAGGUAGCCUCACUAUCAUAUUGCCCCAAAGUAUCCUGGGAACUGGAGUUUGCUAAGCGUGCUGGGAAUUAGCUCUGUGAGGUGUGAGGGGCCUGCAGAGGGUGUUCUGCCCAAGGAACAUCCAAAACCUGGAGCCAACAUUGUACCCAGACACCUGUAUCUCUCCAACAGACCCUGGCGUGUGGACCCACGAACACGUCCGCCAGUGGCUUGACUGGGCAGUGAAGGAGUACGACCUCAUCGACGUUGAAACCGGCCUCUUCCAGCAUGUGGACGGCAAGGAGCUGUGCAAACUUGGCAAGGAAGGUUUCCUGAGGCUCACUACACCAUACAACGCCGACGUGUUGCUGUCUCACCUCAAUUACCUGCGCCAGAGUAAGGCCAUUGACAGGCUCGGGGUGGCAAAACUCAGUUUUCAGAUAGAGGCUGCGUGUGGAACAGGGGGGCGUUGCACAAUAGCCACUUCUAAAAAUUGCUUUCUGCUCCCUCAUGGGGAGCUGGUUAUCUGAACCAUGCAACACUAUCAGGAGAAUUGCAUGACAGAUCUGUGGCAAAAUUGCGGUGCUGGACAGUAGGAGUAUUCAUUUCCUCCAAAAACGCCUUGCAUGUAGAGCAUUAGCCGCUCAGGGAACCUGCUUCCAUGACACACUAACUUUCCAUGUGUGGGGUGGUUUCAAAGAAGGGAUACGCAUUCAAAUGAAAGAUCCUCCGCUUCCAGUCUGAAGCAGUGCAAGAAUCCUAUCACGCUUGACACAUGCCUUAUGCAAAGUCAGGUUUUUGAUCCAUCUAGGUUUUUCUUUUCUAGCCCUGCUCCCUGACACCAUGGCACAGUGACAGAGCAUGUGUAAGGUCGUAGUUUUGUCCCCCAAGCUCGCCUCUUUGCAGGGGAUGGAGAAGAACUAAGAACAUCAGAAUAUGUCAAAUGCCCAUCUAGCCCAGCCAGCAUCCUGUUCUCACUGUGGCCAACCACAUACCUAUGGGAAGCUCAAAAGUAGGAGCUGAGCAUAAUAGCUACCUCCCCAUCUAUGAUUCCUAGCAACUGAUAUUCAAGAGUAUACUGCUAGCAACCAUGGAAGUAGAACAUAUCCAAUGUGGAAUUUGAGACCCUGGACUUAGAGGCCUAGUGGGAAGCAGAUUCCUUAGCUCAGGCAUAGGCAAACUCAGCCCUCCAGAUGUUUUGGGACUACAACUCCCAUCAUCCCUGACCUGGUCCUGUUAGUUAGGGAUGAUGGGAAUUGUAGUCCCAAAACAUCUGGAGGGCCGAGUUUGCCUAUGCCUGCCUUAGCUCUUGAACUAGCUUGGAAAGUAUUCUAUUAUUCUUACUGCAACUACGAUUACCCUGUGAUAAUAGCAAACGAAACCUCAAUCUGUGACUGGCCAAUGACUACCGCAGCCCCUCCUGCCCUCUAGUAACUCUUCUGCAUUUCUCUCUCCUCCACCCAGGCAGCCCCACUUUUACGUAUCCGCCUGCGCCGGUCAUUACUCAGCAGCCCCCGCCCCCGCCACCCCCGAGGGCCCAAGUCAAAUCCGGUAAGUUGCCAGCAAAGGUAAUGGCAAGAUUGGGACGUGGGGCUGGGAUAGGACCCGCGUCUCACAGAUCUCACAUGAAAGCAAAGUUGUGGUGCUUGAGAGUGAGCCACAGAGUCAGGGGAGGUCUGGCUAUAGACCCAAUCUGGCAAUCCUCAGCUUCUGUAGUAGUCAUUAUCGAUAUCCCCCAUUCUCUCACAUUUUACAGAGAAUCAUUGAUGCCAACCUGCUGCAGGCUGGUGUUUCUCAGUGUUUCAUUCCCAACUUUUCCAAACUACUGUGUUUUAAAAAGAAGAAAAGAAUUGCAGCUCCAGCCUCUCCAGGUGCAAAACACCACUGAGGCUCUUCAGAGCUACUGCACCUUUAGUUAGAAGCUUCCUCCUUGUAGCUUUUGCCACUAAUUGCUUCCUGUUGAAAGCGGCGAAGUGUUAGGGAUUGCCCCUUAAUUUGUCAUGUCUCUGCAUGGAGGGGGGGAGAGCGCAUAUAUAUUUGGUUGUUACACAGUAUUGCAAGCAUGAUGAACAUGGACAAAUACACCGCCGUUUCCCAUUUUACAAGACCUCCGCUUUGAAUCAUCUGUGCACUGUGUCUUUCCUCCCUGAAAUAGCACCUCUGUUUAAUUCAGGCCCAUUUUAUCUCUCUUGGUACAGAGUCUGCAUAUGAAGAAAUACGGCGCAACAGCUGGGGCAGCGGUUCCAUCAGCACAACUUCCAAAGGUACUAGUUAGUCAUUCCCAGAAUAAAAAAUGGGAAGGCUGCAUUUUUAAUCUCUCUCCUCUGGUUGUGUUGAUAUGGGGCAGGGCCAUAGCUCAGCGGUCCAGAACAUCUGCUUCUAGUGCAGAAGGUCUCAGGUUCAAUCCCUGGCAUCUCCAGCUAGGGCUGGGAGAGACCCUCCUGCCUCCUGAAUCCUGGAAAGCUGCUGCCAGCCAGUGUAGGCAAUCCUGAGCUAGCUGGACCGGGGGAGGCAGGGUUGACAGCUCCCGGUUCUCCUAACCUGCUUGGCCAGGAAUUACUCGUUCUCAGUCUGCAUGGACUGGAUGGACAAAGCUACAGGUGCCCGAUAGGCAGAGGACCCCUCCAGAUGUCCUUUUUCUUGUGCACACAUGAUUAUUUGUUCUCAUGGAGCCAGAACACAGAGUCAUUCAACAAAGCUAAAGGGUAUGAGAUUCAGGAGAACGAGAGAAGAAGUGCACCCUUAAUAAUAAGAAGAAUUUAUUAUUUAUACCCUGCCCAUCUGGCUGGGAUUCCCCAGCCACUCUGGGCAGCUCCCAACAGAACGUUUAAAAACACAAUAAGAGAUCAAACAUUUAAAACUUCCCUAAACAGGGCUGCCUUCAGAUGUCUUCUAAAAGUCAGAUAGUUGUUUAUUUCCUUGACAUCUGAAGGGAGGGCAUUCCACAGGGCAGGCGCUGCUACCCAAAAGGCCCUGUGCCUGGUUCCUUGUAACUUCACUUCUCGCAGUGAGGGAACUACCAGAAGGCCCUCAGAGUUGGACCUCAGUGUCUGGGUAGAACACUGGGGGUGGAGACGCUCCUUCAGGUAUAGUGGGUUGAGGCUUUAAAGGUCAGCACCAACACUUUGAAUUGUGCUCAGAAACGUACUGGGAGCCAAUGUAGAUCUUGGUGGCCACUCCCAGUCUAGCUGCCGCAUUCUGGAUUAGUUGUAGUUUCCGGGUCACCUUCAAAGGUAGCCCCACGUAGAGUGCAUUGCAGUAGUCAAAGCGGGAGAUAACUAGAGCAUGCACUACUCUGUUGAGACACAGUCUGCGGGCAGGUAGGGUCUCAGCCUGCAUACCAGAUGGAGUUGGUAGACAGCUGCCCUGGACACGGAAUUGACCUGCGCCUCCAUGGACAGCUGUGAACAUAGAGAUAAUGUUAAACUACAGAACUUGCUUCCACAGCAAGCUUCCACCAACCUACAUCAACCUACAUUGCUUUUACAAGGUGAUUAGACAAAUUUAUAGAAGUUAAGUGCAUAGAUGGUUACUCAUCCUGAUGGCUGUAGGAUACCUUUUGAGAUCAGUGUGCCCUUGAAUACCAGCUGCCGGGAACGAAAGCAGGACAGAGCCAUGGGGCUCAGGCCCCUCUUGCAGACUGUCCAUAGGCAUCUGGUUGACCCCUGUGAGGAACAGGAUGCUGGUCUAGGUGGGCCUUUGGCCUGAUCCUGCCAUGCUGUUCUUUUGUUCUUUUGACUUCAGUCAAGGGGAAAUAGUUCUCAGCCCCAGUGAAAUCAAAUAAUUGCAUAUGGACAUCUUUUGUUUCUCUCUCUUAAUGCUUCCCUUGCUGCUUUUCCAUCUUCAAGGUUCUCCACCACAGAUCCAGGGUGUCAGCAGGACUCCUGAUUCAACACGCAUUGCUCCAGGUACAGUUUUUCACCUUUCCUAGGAGGAGUUUGCACCAUUUCCUGCCUUGGGACUGCCACCCUUUUUUUUUAUCAGCCUCUGUUCCUGUGCUUUUAACAACAGCAUCAUCUGCAACCCAGCAAGGGCUCCAGUGUAUUUCCAUCCUGUCAAAAGGAUCACCUGCUGAUUUCUGUAGAUCAGGUUGUUAAAGGCAGAAGAGCAGAUUAGGCUCCUCUUUUUCUGGUCAGUUGGCAACUAUGCUUUCUAAUGACACCACACAUUUUGUGAUGUGGGGAUGGCAAGCAUAUUCUUAUAAUGCUUUCAAACGAAUAUAUUUAGCUUGCGCAGGUGGAAGGGGCAAAACAGGACUCUUAUAUCCACGGUGUUGAAGAGAAAAUUUUGACAGGUGCAACUUGUCAUGUCAGAGUUCUGAAGGGAAGGGAAAAUGUGCACUAGCUAAAAAUCUCUCUUCUGUAUAAACAGAGGAGAUAGAUCAUGGACUUCAACAGGUCACCCUAGCAUCAAUGGCAUGCCUUUAUUUAAAUAUACGUUCCUUCUUACCCCUAAUAUAUUUUCCACUCACGUUUCAUCUCCACAACAGCUUUGUGGGGUUGGUUGUGGCAAUUUUUCUGCGGCUGGAGAAAAAAAAGCUGAGGAGCAGAGAUGCUUCCAAGGUCACAAAUAAGACCACAGCUGAGCUGAGCGGUAGCCAACUUUUUUUAAUGGCAGGGCUCCUGUGCCUUUAACGGCUAUGUGGCUAGCAAGAAUUCAGCUGACAAAGCUUUUCUCAGCAUGGAAAGAACAGUGAUGGGGAAAGAAUUGUUGGCUUGGUUGGAUUUCUGCUUGCCACUCAGCUCCUAAAGACCUUGCUAAGAAGAGAUGUUGGCAAACUAACAAGGUGGUGAUUUGAACUUGGCUCCCAAUGCAAUAGCAUCUAGUAGGCCACGGAUGGGGGCCUGUGACCCUCCAGAUAUGGUCAGACUUCAACUCCCAUCAGACCCAACCAGCAUAGCAAAUGCUCAGGGAUGAUGGGAGUUUUAGUCCAGCAACAUCAGGAGAGGGACCCCAGGUUCCUCAUUCCUUGGAGUAGAACAUAGUGGCUCUUGGAGCAGUUGGGCCAGAAGGAGGUCUAGUUGUUACUGAGGUGGUCAAGGAUACCUGUACUUGCUUCAGACGGCAAGUGUGGGCUCACAUUGCUGAAUGCAGAAAUCCUCUCUCCCUGCACAAGGAUUGCUAGCAUGUCGUGCCUACAGCCUAGCCUUGAACUUGACAGGCUAGUUUUCUAUUUGCAGGGACUUUUAUUUACUGAUAUGGAGGAGCAUUCAGCCGCAUGAGCUGCAACCUGCAGUCUGAAGUGGUACGGCCCAGCCCAGAGCUGUACCACCUCAGCCAGAGCUCAGCCGGGAAGCGCCUGAGAACAGCAGUGAGGCUUUCCAGGCGAUGCGACAAGGCAGAGCUGCAGGUGGGGAGCUGCAUCUUACUCCAGCCCCUCUCACGACUCCCUUCUCAUUCUCACCAGAUCCAUACCAGGUCCUGGGACCCACUAGCAGCCGCUUGGCAAACCCAGGUGGGUCCAAACGUCUCUUUCUCUUGGGGAGUUAGAGGGGGUGUGCAGCCGGGCUCGUGGCACAGAGGUGCCAUAAUGGGAAAAGAAAGCUUCGCCUGUUGAAUCCCCUUCUAAGGCUGGGAAAGGGCAGGGAGAUAGCAAAUAGGUGCUUGCAGAGACGAAAGCUCCCACCCGUUUAGCGAGCCAAGCUGUUUGCUGUGACAAAAACUUGGGCAGAGGAUAAUAUGGGAGUGAGGAGCAAAGAUGCACCAUGUUCAAAAGCCCAGUAUUGAUCUCCAAUAGAGAUGGGGAACCUCCGGCCCUCCAGAUGUCAUUGGACUACAACUCCCAUCAUCCAGGGGUCAUGGAUGGUGGGAGUUGUAGUCCAGCAACAUCUAGAGGGCUGCAGGUUCCCUGGCCCACAGCACCUGCCCUCUUAACCUGGCCAACCCACUCGCUGAGCAGCUUCGCAGACAGUUCAGAGUUCUCACCUUUGCCCCCAACCCCAACCCUUAACCAGGCCCCUUCUCUCCCCCGGCAGGCAGCGGUCAGAUCCAGCUGUGGCAGUUCCUCCUGGAGCUGCUGUCAGACAGCAGCAACGCCAACUGCAUCACCUGGGAGGGCACGAACGGCGAGUUCAAGAUGACGGACCCCGACGAAGUGGCUCGGCGGUGGGGCGAGCGCAAGAGCAAGCCCAACAUGAACUACGACAAGCUGAGCCGGGCGUUGCGCUACUAUUACGACAAGAGCAUCAUGACCAAAGUGCACGGCAAGCGCUACGCCUACAAGUUCGAUUUCCAGGGCAUCAACCAGAGCCAGCAAGGGCAGCCGGGAGAACCUGCCCUCUACAAGUACCACCACACGGACCUGCCUUACCUCCCGCCCUACCACCAGCAGAAGGUGGGCUUCGGCCUGGGCCACGCCGCCCAGAUGCCCACUUCCCCCACAGGCUUCUUUGGGCCCACCUCCCCCUACUGGAAUUCCGGCGGGGGCAACCUCUACCCAAACCCCAACGUGCCCAGGCAGCCCGGAAGCCACUUGAGCUCUUUCUUCUAGUCCCCUUGAUGCCUCCGGGGCCCUUCAAGCUACUCUGACUCCUGCAUAAGGCCAGCAGAGCUCAUUGUUCAGACAGCAGCCGAGCCCCAAGACUGUGAAUUAUCCUGGGUGGUGUGGAUGAAGGUCCUACCACCAGGGGGCAACCCUCUCAUCUCCUUUGGCACUUAGUGCAACGCCCAUCUGAUCUCCUCCUUCGCCACUAGGAGGUGAUGAACUUGGCUGGAACUUCUACAGCACAGAUGGGGAGCCCGCAGCUACAACUCCCAUCGUCCUUGACCCAAGGCUGGGGGUGAUGGGAAUUGGAGUCCGGCAACUUGGGGAAAGGGCCACAGCUGCCCCAUCCGCGGCUCCCGAGCGAAUGACAGAGCCUAAUAAGGGCCUCAAAUUUGCAUGCACCAUAGCAGAGGGAACUUGAGGUUGCAAGAGACUUGCUUGGCAUCUUUUCAUGGCUGGCCUAAGACGUUUUGCUGAUGACAAACACAGCUGAGCAGAGCAGGCUAAGGUGGGGGAACAGCACAGGCCGAGGGGGCCUGCAGCCUAGUCCUCCAGCCCUUUGCUGCCACACCUCUCUCACACAAACACACACGACCUCUGCCACCUAAGGUGGCUGUCUCACUCUCCCUUAAUGCCAGUGGUACCCAGAGUGGUUUUCCAAUCAACCCCUCUUCCCAGGGAACUCUGAACUAUAGUUCUGUGAGGGGAAUAGGGGUUGCCUUAACAACUCUUUGGGACACGGGUAGCGCUGGGGUCUAAACCACAGAGCCUAAGGCUUGCCGAUCAGAAGGUCGGCGGUUCGAAUCCAUCCCCGCGACGGGGUGAGCUCCUGUUGCUCGGUCCCUGCUCCUGCCAACCUAGCAGUUCAAAAGCACAUCAAAGUGCAAGUAGAUAAAUAGGUACCGCUCUGGCAGGAAGGUAAACGGUGUUUCCAUGCGCUGCUCUGGUUCACCAGAAGCGGUUUAGUCAUGCUGGCCACAUGACCCGGAAGCUGUACACCGGCUCCCUUGGCCAGUAAAGUGAGAUGAGUGCCGCAACCCCAGAGUCGUCCACGACUGGACCUAAUGGUCAGGGGUCCCUUUAACAACUCUUAGCGCCUCAAGCAAACUACAGUUCCCGAGAUUCUUUGGGGGUGGGGAGCCAUGGCGGUUUAGAUGUAUGCUUUAAAUCUAGGGUGUGAAUAUGCCAUAAUCGCCCUUGUAGAACUUAGCAGAGAAGACAAAACUAGAAUGAGUCAGCUCUGCCAGUCAUUGGUUCUGGCUCCCCCUACUGUUGGGCUCCCUGCUUUCUGCCCUGUCGGCCCCAGUGGGCCACUGAGGAGGUCAAGCCUAUAUGUUAAGACUAGCAGCUGCUGGGGGAGAAGAGACACUGACAUACAGUACAGCCACAACAAUAGCAGCGCCAUUUUCUCUUGGAACAUCAAAUUCCACUCUCUGUUUCCAAACCCUGGUGUGACAAUAGAAGUAGCAUUUUCCAGCAUGGCAGUGAUGGUUGAAAAGGGCCUUUGCUCCUGACUUGGGCAUUUCCAGUGUAUUUGGGCAGUGGGGGGUGGGGGGGGAGAUUAAGGUAACAAGUGCUUAUUGGCUAGCACUCAUGCCAUCACCAGGGCUGCUUUUGCCCCCUUAAGUCAGCCCACGUUUUUUGCAACUAUUUUUAAUGUUUUAAUGCUUAAGGUUCACGGUUUUAAUUUGCCAGGUGGGUGGGUGGGUAAGGAAAAGGGAGAACAUUUAUAUUCCUAUUUUUUAAAAGAUGCAUGUGUGGCAGUUUUAAAAUAAAUAUUAAGAGACAC
This is a messenger RNA of Podarcis lilfordi (Lilford's wall lizard), 35887 nucleotides long. Lineage: Eukaryota; Metazoa; Chordata; Lepidosauria; Squamata; Lacertidae. The record is from the annotation of a GenBank genome assembly.